Molecule: messenger RNA, 1058 nt
Organism: Adelges cooleyi (spruce gall adelgid)
Lineage: Eukaryota; Metazoa; Arthropoda; Insecta; Hemiptera; Adelgidae
Gene: RsfS312
Exons: 3
Coding region: 199-978 (259 amino acids)
Biological process (GO): negative regulation of ribosome biogenesis; negative regulation of translation
Cellular component (GO): mitochondrion
Molecular function (GO): ribosomal large subunit binding
Source: RefSeq, a predicted model, not a curated record
GAAUUCAAAUAAACGUGCACAUUGCACAAGCUGUACUCGAAAAUCUCAAGUUUUUCAGUUGCUCUUUCUCCUCUAAAUUGUCUUAAAAAGUUUUUUUUUGUCAAUCAUUUACUGUAAAAUCACUGCUGGCCUGUUAGAUUAAACUAUGGUCGACACGAAUACUACCCUUGGGAACUAGGUACUAGUGUCUUGAUUAGAAUGCUUUCAUCGAAUUUUGCUCGUACGUUGAUCGGGCCUUCGGUUUUGAAAGGUAGCUGUUCUCAGUGUAUGCGAUAUAAAUUGCCGGUGUUCAGUAGUCAGUCGCCAGAUUUUACAGUUCCUCGACAACACUAUGCUGAUCGUAAAGGCAAAGACGAAAAUUUCAUUAAGACGUCGUCCGACAAAUUCAAAGUGUUCAAAGAUGACGAUUCGAUGGUAAUUCUGGAUAUUGAAGAAGAACGAGCUCUGCACGAAGCCGAAGCCGACAGUAUAGACUUCACCGAGCUGGAUGAAUUUGCCGGUCUGAAUACAUCACGUGGUAUAUGUGGUGUAUUUGAAGUAGAAGAUUUAGUUGCGGUAUUGGAAAAAGACAACGCUUUGGAUAUAUUUGUUGUUGCAGUUCCUGCCAAUAUCAGAUAUGUAGAUUACAUAGUAAUUGCAUCCGGAAAAUCACCGAAACAUUUAAUGGCCAUCGCCGAGUUUGUGCUUAAACUGUACAAGAAGAAACGAAGCCAAACAGAUACUGUACCUCGAAUUAUCAAUAAGAAGCCAACAGAUUGGAUCGCAUUAGAUAUAGGUAACAUAGCUCUGCAUUUGUUGACGGCCGAAAGGAGGAAAGAUUUCGAUUUGGAGACGUUUUGGAGUGUAGGCGAAAAGUUUGACAAACUGCUCAACGAACCAGAGGACUCGCUGGUGACGCUGUUAAACGAGAAUUCGUUCAGCUUGGAAGGACUGGAACCUCAGACCAACGAACCCGAAAAACUGUCCAAAUUGUUGUAGUUGGCAUCAACCCCCUACCCCCCCCCCCCAAGUCGUUUGUAAAUAGAGUCUUUUGAUAAACUAUAUUACCUCGUAGAAAU